Messenger RNA from Petromyzon marinus (sea lamprey), 1887 nucleotides. The record is from RefSeq and is a predicted model, not a curated record. Lineage: Eukaryota; Metazoa; Chordata; Hyperoartia; Petromyzontiformes; Petromyzontidae.
AUGGAAAGACAACCAUGGGUGGAACAGUCACCGGUGGAACAGUCACCAGUGGAACAGUCACCAGUGGAACAGUCACCAGUGGAACAGUCGUGGGUGGAACAGUCACCAGUGGAACAGUCACGUGUGGAACAGUCACCGGUGGAACAGUCGUGGGUGGAACAGUCACCAGUGGAACAGUCACCAGUGGAACAGUCACCAGUGGAACAGUCACCAGUGGAACAGUCGUGGGUGGAACAGUCACCAGUGGAACAGUCGUGGGUGGAACAGUCGUGGGUGGAACAAUCACCGGUGGAACAGUCACCAGUGGAACAGUCACCAGUGGAACAGUCACCAGUGGAACAGUCACCAGUGGAACAGUCACCAGUGGAACAGUCAUGGGUGGAACAGUCACGUGUGGAACAGUCACCGGUGGAACAGUCACGGGUGGAACAGUCACCGGUGGAACAGUCGUGGGUGGAACAGUCACCAGUGGAACAGUCACCGGUGGAACAGUCACCAGUGGAACAGUCACCGGUGGAACAGUCACCGGUGGAACAGUCACCGGUGGAACAGUCGUGGUUGGAACAGUCACCAGUGGAACAGUCACCGGUGGAACAGUCACCAGUGGAACAGUCACCAGUGGAACAGUCACCAGUGGAACAGUCACCGGUGGAACAGUCACCGGUGGAACAGUCACCAGUGGAACAGUCACCGGUGGAACAGUCACCGGUGGAACAGUCACCGGUGGAACAGUCACCAGUGGAACAGUCACCAGUGGAACAGUCACCAGUGGAACAGUCGUGGGUGGAACAGUCACCAGUGGAACAGUCACCGGUGGAACAGUCGUGGGUGGAACAGUCACCAGUGGAACAGUCACCAGUGGAACAGUCACCAGUGGAACAGUCGUGGGUGGAACAGUCACCAGUGGAACAGUCACCAGUGGAACAGUCACCAGUGGAACAGUCACCAGUGGAACAGUCACCAGUGGAACAGUCACUGGUGGAACAGUCACGGGUGGAACAGUCGUGGGUGGAACAGUCACCAGUGGAACAGUCACCGGUGGAACAGUCACCAGUGGAACAGUCACUGGUGGAACAGUCACGGGUGGAACAGUCGUGGGUGGAACAGUCACCAGUGGAACAGUCACCAGUGAAACAGUCACCGGUGGAACAGUCGUGGGUGGAACAGUCACCGGUGGAACAGUCGUGGGUGGAACAGUCACCAGUGGAACAGUCACCAGUGGAACAGUCACGGGUGGAACAGUCACCAGUGGAACAGUCACCAGUGGAACAGUCGUGGGUGGAACAGUCACCAGUGGAACAGUCACCAGUGGAACAGUCACGGGUGGAACAGUCACCAGUGGAACAGUCACCAGUGGAACAGUCACCAGUGGAACAGUCGUGGGUGGAACAGUCACCAGUGGAACAGUCACCAGUGGAACAGUCACGGGUGGAACAGUCACCAGUGAAACAGUCACCGGUGGAACAGUCACCAGUGGAACAGUCGUGGGUGAAACAGUCGUGGGUGGAACAGUCACCAGUGGAACAGUCACCAGUGGAACAGUCACCAGUGGAACAGUCACCGGUGGAACAGUCGUGGGUGGUGACGAUACAGCCAGACCGUCUGGUUCCCGCGUCCUUCAUGGAGACUUCGCUCCGUCUCUAUCGGCAUCAUCGCUACAAUCAUCAUCGCUACAAUCAUCAUCGCUACAAUCAUCAUCGCUACAAUCAUCAUCGCUACAAGUGUCAUCGCUGCAAUCAUCAUUGCUACAAUCAUCAUCAUCGCUACAAUCGUCAUCGCUACAAUCAUCAUCGCUACAAUCAUCAUCGCUACAAUCGUCAUCGCUACAAUCGUCAUCGCUACAAUCAUCGCUACAAUCAUCAUCGCUACAAUCAUCAUCGCUAUCAU